Molecule: messenger RNA, 2215 nt
Organism: Lampris incognitus (smalleye Pacific opah)
Lineage: Eukaryota; Metazoa; Chordata; Actinopteri; Lampriformes; Lampridae
Gene: mpp1
Product: MAGUK p55 scaffold protein 1
Exons: 12
Coding region: 206-1609 (467 amino acids)
Cellular component (GO): plasma membrane; cell-cell junction
Molecular function (GO): signaling receptor binding
Source: RefSeq, a predicted model, not a curated record
AUGUAGCGCGUGUAGUGCACACUACCCCACCGAUCCGAGCCUCGGACUUUAACCCGGUGAGCUGUCGUUUAUCAUAAAGUCAGGGUUUCUUAUCUGUACUUUUUUUUUUCUUCUUCUCGCAGCAAUAUCAUAUCUGACCGGCCUCUAAUCGGACCUUGAGCAGGGGCGCAUCGGGUUCACUCGUCGUUGGUGCCAACAAGGAAAGAUGACGUUAAAAUCCAAUAAAAACGAACCCACCGUCACACUCGAGCCGAUCGACAGCGUCCGGACGGCCCUCUCCGACCUGUACCUGGAGCAGCUCCUGCAAAACAAACCAAAGGCUGACAAGGUUGCCAUGCAGACUCAUGAAAAUAAAGGGGCUAAGGUGUACUCCAAUGGCAGUGCUGGUCACAUGAAUGGCACAGAGCUGACGAAGAUGAGAGAAGUGGCAUUUGAAAAAAAUCCUUCCGAACCAUUGGGGGUGACCCUGAAACUGAAUGACAAACAGAGGUGCACCGUGGCAAGAAUAUUGCACGGAGGCAUGAUUCACAGACAAGGGUCCUUACAUGAAGGGGAUGAAAUAGCAGAGAUCAAUGGAAAAAGUGUGAUCAACCAUUCCGUUGACCAGCUACAAAAGAUCUUAAAAGAAACCAAUGGAGUAGUCACUUUGAAAAUCAUUCCCAAUCUGCAAAGCCGCUCUCAGGCUUGUGAGAUGUACAUGAGGGCUCAGUUUGACUAUGACCCUGUCAAGGAUGAGCUCAUCCCAUGCAAAGAGGCAGGAAUGAAGUUCCAAACCGGUGACAUCAUUCAGAUUAUCAACAAACAGGAUCCUAACUGGUGGCAAGGCAGAGUGGAAAGCUGUGCUGCUGACUUUGCUGGACUCAUCCCCUCUCCAGAGCUCCAAGAAUGGAGGUUGGCAAGUAAAAGCAAGGCCACAGAAGGCAGCCAGUCCUGCAGCCCCUUUGGAAAGAAAAAGAAGUGCAAAGACAAGUAUCUGGCCAAACACAGCUCUAUUUUUGACCAGCUGGAUGUGAUUUCUUAUGAGGAGGUUGUGCAGCUUCCUGCAUUCAAAAGAAAAACACUGGUGCUUAUCGGUGCACCUGGUGUAGGAAGAAGCCAUAUCAAAAAUGCAUUGCUGACCAAAUACCCUGAGAAGUUUGCCUACCCUGCACCACACACCACUAGAUCCCCACAGCACGACGAAGAGAAUGGACAAGACUACUAUUUCAUCUCCAAUGAAGCCAUGACCAAAUGCAUCUCCGGAAAUGAGCUUCUAGAAUACGGCAGCUUCCAGGGAAAUAUGUUCGGCACUAAAAUUGAGACAAUCCAGAAAAUCCACGAGCAAGGCAAAAUUGCCUUGCUGGAUGUUGAGCCACAGACCUUGAAGCUGCUGAGGACUGCUGAAUAUGCUCCUCUCAUGAUUUUCAUCGCGCCCACCAACACAGCUGCCCAGACGGAAUCCCUGCAGAUGAUCCAGAAGGAGUCCGAUGCCAUUUUGGCCACAUAUAGACACUUCUUUGAUGAGAUUCUAGUUAACAAUGAUAUAGAUGAGAGUGUGAAAGGAGUGGAAGAGGCCAUUGAGCAUGCCACCUCGACCCCACAGUGGGUGCCUGUUUCAUGGGUGUACUGACCGCAAAAAAAAAGUACUCUUUGCUUGACAAAAUGCAGUGCAAUAUCAGUCAUGCAGAAGACCCCUGAGUUAAUGAUGUCCAAGGUGAUUAUGGGUUUACUGUCAGUUAACAUAAUUUUGCAGAAAUGCAAACAACAAAAAAAAAAGCAAUAGUUAAAAUGUUUAUUUCAGUAAUAUUCUUGGGAACCCCACCAGGGAAUAUUGUACUUGAUUAGACAUUUGUGCUUCAGGAUUUUAGGGGCUGACGAAUACUUUCGGUGCCACACACCUUCUGUGAUUGUUGGAACUUGAGCAAAUGCAAAAUAGGACCACGACUGUGAAUUAAAUCCCCACUUUAACUUGCAGGAUUUUAUGUGACCUUGACUCGGGGUUUUUUUUGUUUUUUUUUUGGGAGGGGGGUUUGUUUGUUGUGAUUUUUUUUUCUAUUAUAAUGAAAUUGUGUCAUCAGAUUCUAAAUAUUAACUCAUUUCUGUAUAUGCAGAAACCGAUAGUCUACACAAAACUGUUAAGUCACUGAAAACCUCAGUUGUCUGUACUCAUCAGAAUUGUAUACCUCAUGGGAUAUUGUAAAGGCACUUUUAACAAAAUUAAAGAUUCCCAGCUCUG